This is a messenger RNA of Etheostoma spectabile (orangethroat darter), 1525 nucleotides long. It is a transcript of the gene ndufaf1, whose product is annotated as NADH:ubiquinone oxidoreductase complex assembly factor 1. The transcript has 5 exons. The record is from RefSeq and is a predicted model, not a curated record. Gene Ontology annotation, cellular component: mitochondrion. Bases 281 to 1204 code for a protein of 307 amino acids. Gene Ontology annotation, biological process: mitochondrial electron transport, NADH to ubiquinone; mitochondrial respiratory chain complex I assembly. Lineage: Eukaryota; Metazoa; Chordata; Actinopteri; Perciformes; Percidae.
CGAGGACACUGAAAGUUAGUUGAAGGGGCUUCCAGUCAUUACUAUGAGGGGAAGGCGGCAGAAGGGGAAGCGGUUGACGCAAACAGAGUUCGUCGUGCUGAACCAUGGAUGCAUACUAGUAACAUGCUGAACUCCUGCCGGCGCUUGCCGCCAGGAAUCGCUUUGGUUUUUUUUUGUUAAACGCUCUUGCUCGUGGGCGGUCGUCAGCGCGGUUUCUGCACGGCGGUGUGAAGAAAGGAACUACAUGUUAACACAGUGAAUCGUCCAUAUCGCUACUGAAAUGUCUCUGCCAAAGAUCACCCGUCUCCCCUCAGUCAGGCUGCUGAGCUCCAUCCACCACCAGCAGCAGCAGCAGCAGCUCCUCCCCUCCAUCCUCCCUCUCGCUGGGCCCAGAAGAGCUGUGAGUCAGGGUGAAUACAGACGACCCGGCCAGCCCAAAGUAGACAAGUUUCCAUGGCAGCCGAUUAACUUUGGCUUCUCAAAGGGUUUGGAUGGGGUGAAGAAGCAUUUCGCACUCCUGAAGAAGGAGUUUUCUGACCGCUGGGUUGGUCCGAAAGGCAAACCGAUCCUUGAGCACAUGUUGGAGCAGAACCAAGUGCUGUGGGAGUUCAGAGGUCCGGAGAGCCUGGAGCAUUGGACGGUGUCCUCAGAUCAAGAGAUAGGAGGCCAAAGUGAAGUUCACUUGAAGCUCGGCAGAAACCAUAAUACCUGUUUACUGUACGGGACUCUGAGCUCUACGCCCCCAAGGGAUGGGGAAACACGCUACAGUGGCUACUGCACCAUGCGCUCAAAGCAACCACUGGCUUCAUUCGAUAGAAAAGAGCACUAUGAUUGGUCCAGUUUCAACACCCUGCAUUUGCGAGUGCGUGGUGAUGGCCGCCCGUGGAUGAUCAACAUUGCCACAGAAACAUACUUCUCUCACCAGAAAGAUGACAUAUACAACUAUUUCCUGUAUACCAGGGGAGGACCUUACUGGCAGGAUGUCAAGAUACCCUUCUCCAAGUUCUUCCUUACACAUCGUGGGAGGAUACAAGACGACCAGCAUCCUCUCUGGCUGGACAAGGUUAACACCAUUGGAUUUACCUUGGGGGAUAAAGCAGACGGCCCAUUCCAGCUGGAGAUUGAUUUUAUUGGCGUCUGCAAAGAUUAUGCACACACUGAGGAGUUUGCUUACGAAAUGUACAAGAGGAAUCCUGAAAUUUGAGAGCAAGUGCUACAAUACUGCAGAUGAAUGGUUAUGGAAUAAUGAUGGCGUUAUAUUUACUACCAGCAAAUGUACCACCUUCUUGAGGUGGACAACAUAAUACACCCCAUCCACCAUUGCUGGUAACACUUAUUUGACGACACGGUAUAUUUGGAUUCUAGCAAAUGAACUGUGACACUGAAGCACUGAAGAAGUAUUUAUGUGGUUAUAAAAAAUAAGCAAAUGUGGCAUAUUCAGAACUUGUUAGAGGAGAUAAAACAUUUGUAGAACAUUUACAAUUUUCUCAUUCCAGUUCAUUACAUCUCAAGUAAGAAUACAUUU